UUGAAUAAAACACCUAAAGAAUGUAAAAAUAAAUGGCGUAAUUUACGUGACAAUUAUAGAAAAAAUCAGAAUAAGAAGAAAACCGGUAGUGCUGCUUCUGUUUCAAAAUAUGACGACGAAAGAUUAAAAUUCAUAAAUGACAGUUUUGAAGAAAGAGGCUGUAUUUCUAGUUUAAAUGAGAAAUGUCCAGUACCAUCAAGUUCUUCAAUGCAGAUGUCAUCGUUUAAAUCUUGUUUACAACAACCAUCGCAAGAAGGAAAUUCAGUCACACCAAACCAAACUCAUGGUACAUCACAAGUAAAAAAUAAGAAAAGAGACAGCAUUGUCAAAAAGUUUAGAAAAAAUAGAGAAGAAAGAACAAAGAUGUUGAGACAAAUUUCGGAACAAGGAAAUACUCCAGUACACACAUUCUUUAGGAGUAUGGCCGACGUGGUAUGCAAAUUCCCUCCAGACAAAAUCGCCCAAAUCAGAACACAAGUUUGUAACAUCGUUACUGAAAUGGAAUUAUCGAUCUUGGCGCAAAGAGACACACCAACCCCAUAA
Parnassius apollo (apollo) is the source of this 543-nucleotide messenger RNA. NCBI's taxonomy places the organism in Eukaryota, Metazoa, Arthropoda, Insecta, Lepidoptera, Papilionidae. The record is from the annotation of a GenBank genome assembly.